This is a messenger RNA of Conger conger (European conger), 420 nucleotides long. Its product is annotated as phospholipase A2-like. The record is from RefSeq and is a predicted model, not a curated record. Bases 1 to 420 code for a protein of 139 amino acids. Lineage: Eukaryota; Metazoa; Chordata; Actinopteri; Anguilliformes; Congridae. The transcript has 3 exons. Gene Ontology annotation, biological process: arachidonate secretion; lipid catabolic process; phospholipid metabolic process. Gene Ontology annotation, molecular function: calcium ion binding; phospholipid binding.
AUGGCUUCCUUGGCACCAGAGAGGGCCCAUCGAAGUAAAAGAGGCCUCCUGGAACUGGCUGGAGUUAUAAAGUGCAGCACAGGGAGACAUGCUCUUGCCUAUAUGAUGUAUGGAUGCUACUGUGGCCUGGGUGGUCAGGGCUGGCCUAGGGAUAAAGCAGACUGGUGCUGUCAUAAACAUGACUGUUGCUAUGAAAAAGCUGAGGAUGCAGGCUGCCAAACAAAGACCGACAAGUACCAGUGGUCAUGUGAGGGAACCGAGACAAACUGCGAAGCUUUGAAGGACAAAUGUGAAAAAAGGCUUUGCAAGUGUGACAAAGAGGCAGCCAGGUGUUUACGAAAAGCACCAUUCAUACCAAAAUAUGCUGUAUGGCCAGACUUCCUUUGUGGACCAGAAUAUCCAACAUGCAGUUAUUACUAA